UUGUAUACUACUCAAGGUGAUGGUAGUGUUAGAUUACGUAUGACUGAUAAAGGAGCUGGUUCAGAAGCACCACAAACUGUUGUCUCAUUAUUACAAACUACUGCUGAACGAAUCCCUAAUAAUGCUGCUAUAUGUGUUAAAAGAAAUGAUACCUGGCUUAGAUGGACAUACAAACAAUAUUAUGAUGAUUCAUGUAGGGCUGCCAAAAGUUUCAUAAAGGCAGGGUUAGAACCAUAUCAUGGUGUAGGUAUUAUGGGUUUUAAUAGUCCAGAAUGGUUUCUAGCUGAUAUUGGUUGUAUAUUUGCUGGUGGCUUUGCUGUUGGAAUCUAUACAACAAACAAUGCCGAAGCUUGUCAGUUUAUAGCCGCUGACAGUAAAGCUCAAGUUAUAGUUGUAGAAAAUACAGCUUAUUUAAAGAAAAUUUUACAAGUGAAAGAUCAAUUACCAGAUUUAAAAGCUAUAGUUCAAUAUUCUGGUGAAAUAGAAACACCACAAGAUAAUCUAUACUCAUGGGAUGAUUUUAUGAAAUUAGGAGAUGAUUUACCUGAUUCUUCUCUUGAAGAAAGAUUUAAAAUUCUAGCACCAAAUAAAUGUUGUACUUUGAUUUAUACAUCAGGUACUACUGGUAAACCAAAAGGUGUCAUGUUGAGUCACGAUAAUGUAACAUGGACUCCAGUAAAUGCAGGACCUCUUGGUGGUUUAUUAUUUGGUGUUGAAAGAUUAGUCAGUUAUUUACCAUUAAGUCAUGUUGCUGCUCAACAUCUUGAUAUAUAUUUACCUAUUUAUUUUGGUGCUACUGUAUUUUUUGCUCAGCCAGAUGCCUUAAAGGGCUCUCUUUUGGCAACCCUCAAAGAAGUUCGUCCAACAGGGUUUAUGGGUGUACCUAGAGUGUGGGAAAAGAUGAUGGAUAAAUUGUUAGAAAUUGGUCGAAAUAAUAAAGGUUUAAAACUGAAAAUUGCUACAUGGGCAAAGAGUAUAGGUCUGAAGGGUAAUAAGAAUAAAAUGAACAAUGUACCAUUUGGUUGGACCUUGGCUAAUUCCCUGGCUUUUAAAAGAGUUAAAGAAGGUUUAGGAUUUGACCAUUGUAAGAUAAUGUUUUCUGGAGCUGCACCUAUUACUAAAGAAACUCUAGAAUACUUUAUGAGUUUAGAUAUUAUGGUAGAUGAAGUAUAUGGAAUGAGUGAAAGUUCAGGACCUCAUUCAUUCAGUAGACCAGGUUGUCGUAGAUUUGGUAGUGUAGGUUCAGUAUCACCGGGUGUUUUUACUAGAAUAGAUAAUCCAGAUGAAGAGGGAAAUGGAGAGAUAUUAAUGUAUGGUCGUCAUGUAUUUAUGGGAUAUUUACAACAAGAAGAGAAAACUAAAGAAGUAAUGACAGAUGAAGGUUGGUUACGUACUGGCGAUAUAGGCAGAGUUGAUAAAGAUGGUUUCCUCUUUAUAACUGGCAGAAUAAAAGAAAUAAUAAUUACUGCUGGUGGUGAGAAUAUAGCUCCAGUACCAGUAGAAGACAAUGUAAAAGAAUGUUUACCAUGUAUUAGUAAUUGUAUGUUAAUUGGUGAUAAAUGUAAAUUUUUAUCCAUGUUCCUUACUGUCAAGUGCCAGAUAGAUCCAGAAACUCAAGAAUCUUUAGAACCUUUAGAUAAACAGGCUAUAGAAUGGUGUGAGAGUAUAGGUAGUUCAGCUAAAACUGUCAGUGAAUUCCGAGAAGAUGAAAUUGUAAAGAAAGCUAUACAAGAGGGUAUUACUGCAGCUAAUAAAAAAGCUGUCAGCAGGGCAGCCACCAUACAAAAGUGGAAAAUUUUACCUCAAGAUUUUACAGUGUUUAGUGGGGAACUAGGUCCAACAUUAAAACUAAGAAGACCAAUAGUAGUGAAGAUGUAUUCCAAAGAAAUAGAAGAGUUUUACGCAGAGUAA
This is a messenger RNA of Lottia gigantea (owl limpet), 1911 nucleotides long. RefSeq lists its product as hypothetical. The record is from RefSeq and is a predicted model, not a curated record. Gene Ontology annotation, molecular function: long-chain fatty acid-CoA ligase activity. Gene Ontology annotation, cellular component: endoplasmic reticulum; membrane. The transcript is spliced from 14 exons. Lineage: Eukaryota; Metazoa; Mollusca; Gastropoda; Lottiidae. Bases 40 to 1911 code for a protein of 623 amino acids.